GUUAAUGGAUGAACACACACACACACACACACACACAUCACACACAGAGCCUUGGGGGUGGGUUCUGCUCAGUCCAUACAGUGUUACUUAUAUGUACUUUUCAUAUCUUCAACUGUUAUGCAUUCUCCAAAUUAAAACAGAAACUUGGAUAAACUAACAAAGAUUUCAAUACUGUUCCGUGAAAUGGACCUCUGUUAGGGGUAGAUUACUAGCCCUCAUUACCUCUAUUUUCUAGUUGAGGGGAGGUUCUAGGAAUAAAAGCAAAGCUACCUUGGUUUAGAUGGAGGAGCCACCUUCCCCAAAUGUUCCUAAAUUAAGGUAACUGGCAAACCAAUGGAAGAGAGUAAAGAUGCUAAAGACAAAAGCAUGAGGACCUUCAGUUACUCAAACCAGAUAAAACUGGAUACAUCCUAAUAUGUGCAAUGAAUAUGGAAUAUUGGGGGACUUUUCAAAGAUGAAGGAUGAAAACUCAAUUUGAAAAAUUCAAUUUAAAUACUGUGGACUGGCCAGUGUUUUUUUCUCUUUCCCCUCAUUUUACUGUUCUUGGCUUCUAGAAAGAACUUUUGCAAGAUGAACACUUUCAACCUUCCUCUGCUCUUUAACAAGGAGAGCUCUUUUGCAAGCAUUUAACUUGCUACUACAUUCACACUUCCCAAGUCCUUGAUAGAAGUAAACCAACCACGAGUAACAAUUCUCUGAACUGAGCUGAAGGUGGCACGGUAGACUUGGAUUCUGGGGACAAGCUGCAGUGUGCAGACAUCUACAAACUGUGACAACUCUCUGGAAAAACUGAAUUCUGCCCACCAAGCUACAGGAGCUGUGCAAAUGAGAAUCAAAAACACCAACAGCCACCAAGACAGGCAGAGCCAAACUAAAUCCAUGAUCCUCACCGAUGCUGGGAAGGUCACUGAACCUAUUUCCCGGCACAGAAGGAAUCAUUCACAGCAUGUGUUGAAAGAUGUCAUCCCACCACUAGAACAUCCAAUGGUUGAAAAAGAAGGGUAUCUUCAAAAAGCCAAGAUUGCAGAUGGAGGAAAGAAACUAAGGAAAAACUGGUCUACUUCCUGGAUUGUUCUUUCUGAUAGAAAAAUUGAAUUUUACAAAGACUCCAAGCAGCAAGCUCUUCCUAACAUGAAAACCAGGCAGAGCACAGAAAGCAUAGAUUUGUGUGGUGCACAUAUAGAAUGGGCCAAAGAAAAAUCAAGCAGAAAGAGUGUCUUUCAGAUCACAACAGUAUCAGGAAAUGAGUUCCUUCUACAGUCAGAUAUUGACUUCCUCAUAUUGGAUUGGUUCCAAGCUAUCAAAAAUGCAAUUGACAGAUUGCCAAAGAAUCCAAGUUGCAGGUCCCUGGAGUUGCUCAAUUUGCAGAGAUCCUCAAGUUCUGAACUGCCGAGUCACUCCCACAUGGAUAGAAAAGAACAGAAACCAGAACACAGGAAGUCCUUCAUGUUCCGACUGCAUCACAGUGCUUCUGAUACAAGUGACAAGAACCGUGUGAAGAGUAGACUGAAGAAGUUCAUCUCCAGAAGACCUUCUCUGAAAACCUUGCAAGAAAAGGGAAUCAUUAAAGAUCAAAUUUUUGGCUCUCAUCUGCACGCAGUGUGUGAACGAGAACAUUCCACAGUUCCAUGGUUUGUAAAGCAAUGCAUUGAAGCUGUUGAAAAAAGAGGCCUAGACGUUGAUGGAAUUUAUCGAGUUAGUGGCAAUCUUGCAACAAUACAGAAGUUAAGAUUUAUAGUCAACCAAGAAGAGAAGCUGAAUUUGGAUGACAGCCAGUGGGAGGACAUCCACGUCGUCACCGGUGCACUGAAGAUGUUUUUCCGGGAGCUGUCUGAACCGCUCUUCCCUUACAGUUUCUUUGAGCGGUUUGUGGAGGCGAUCAAAAAACAAGACAGCAAUGCAAAAAUUGAAACUAUGAAGUCUCUGGUAAGAAGUCUCCCUCCACCAAAUCACGACACCAUGAAAAUUCUCUUCGGACAUCUAACCAAGAUAGUGGCCAAAGCAUCCCAGAAUCUCAUGUCUACACAAAGCUUGGGGAUUGUAUUUGGACCCACCCUUCUGCGGGCAGAAAAUGAGUCGGGGAAUGUAGCAGUACACAUGGUUUACCAAAACCAGGUAGCGGAGUUCAUGCUGACUGAAUAUGAUAAGAUCUUCAGCUCAGCGGAAGACUGACAGCAGAGACGAGCUACUGAGUAUGUUCACAUCUGUCUUGAUGCCUAAUAUUUUUACAUUUCUGUAAACAUAUUUCUGAAAUAUUUUUUCCUUCCAAGCGACAGAUGCUUCAUUUUGUGAAAACUUAGUGAUGAUUUUGUAUUUAAGUUCCAAACAUUUGAAUAAAAUAAAUGACAAUAUUUUCCUAUAUGUGUUCUACAUUAACCCCUUGGGUGUUGUGUUUUUUCCGCAUUCUAUAAAUACAUCAUAAGUGUCUCACAUUCUUAAAUAAUGUGUACAAGGUAGCAUGAAGACACAGCUCUUCUCCUGCUGCUGGCCAGGUACAUUCCAGUGAGUGUGCAGCAGUAUGAGUAUGUAGAGAACAUGUGGAUAAGGAUGAGUGAGUAUACACAAAUGUGCUAUCUCAAGAUCCAUAAACAGCAACUCCCCACGUGCCUAAGAAUCCACAGAGAGGACACAAGCAGGAAGAAGGCAUCUAUGCACUCAAUCUAAGUAGAGUUUUUUCACAUUUCAGAAGUACAAUCCAAUGAUCCCCAGUGACAGGUGAGCUUGGCAGAUACAGCACAUCGAGUGGCAACUUUUCUAAAGAACAAAGGAUAGUUGCCAGGAUUUGUUGUUAGACCAUUCUCUAUGUGUGAAUACUAUUUUGGUUCCACAAACAGAUGAUUCUAUAAAUUAAAUGGAUUACUCUUUAUUUAAUACAGGGAUUGCAUUUCUAUUCCAUUUUGAUUCUCCAUCAAACCCUGUAUCUUUCCUCUCCCCAAAAUGUAAUUUUUAUAGAAUUUUUAUUAUGUUUUGAAGGAUGUUUUAUUGAUGAGUUAUACUAACUCCAUCUAGAAAGUGCUAUUUUUAAAUGCUUGUAUCGGUAUGGCCUAAGGAUUUCUUGACUAGACUCAUAUUGUUUAAUCCAUUUGAUGGUUACUUUCAGUUGUGAUGAAUAAACAAAGGAAUGGCUGUCUAGAAUAUAUCAAAUAUUGCUGUAUUUUGAAAAGUAUGUACUAGCUGAACAAAACUCAUGCCAUUUUAUGGAAGAAUUCUGCUGUUAAAACAUAAAAUUAUGUUUGAGAGCUUUUUAAUAAACUCGUGUGGAAUGAAUAAAAGUAAUCUAGUAUGAUAAGUAAGUCUAGUUAUGAGUUUGUCCAUAAAAUUAAAAAAAAAAAAAAAGCAUGUAAGUAAUACGGUGUGGAGCACAGAUUCAGGAGGAGAUGCUCAGAACAGUGAUGAGCUCAUAGGCAUAGGCUGUAGCAUGGAUGGGACACUCAGAUAUGAAAAAGUCUACUUAAGAGAUAGCUAGAUGUUCGUCAAGUACCAGCAUCCACAGCAGUGCCUGAGGAUGCUCACCUGAGGAAAGACCAAUUAUGCUUGAACCUUUUGAAUGUAUUUAUCUUAGUAAAAGUACCUAUAUAUGAGCUCAUAGCCAAGAACUAUGAAGCAGCCAUAGUGAAUAGUUAAAUGUGAUUUCAUCAAGUGGGAUGUAUUCGCACACCACAAAGCCAAGGGAAGUCACAAGAAACAGAAUUCCAUGAUCUAAAGUUGUCAGUAAGAAUGAAGCCACAGAAUGGCUAAACUGAAGAGCUUCUUACACGUACAACUUGUGCCUUUCAAUAAAACACAGAGAAACAUGAA
Molecule: messenger RNA, 3798 nt
Organism: Mastomys coucha (southern multimammate mouse)
Lineage: Eukaryota; Metazoa; Chordata; Mammalia; Rodentia; Muridae
Gene: Arhgap15
Product: Rho GTPase activating protein 15
Exons: 14
Coding region: 826-2172 (448 amino acids)
Biological process (GO): signal transduction; regulation of GTPase activity
Cellular component (GO): cytoplasm
Source: RefSeq, a predicted model, not a curated record